Messenger RNA from Strongyloides ratti, 7146 nucleotides. RefSeq names its product Laminin B type IV domain and EGF-like, laminin domain and Low-density lipoprotein (LDL) receptor class A repeat and Immunoglobulin subtype 2 domain and Immunoglobulin subtype domain and Immunoglobulin-like domain and Immunoglobulin I-set domain and Immunoglobulin-like fold domain and Laminin B, subgroup domain-containing protein. The coding region runs from base 1 to 7146 and encodes 2381 amino acids. Gene Ontology annotation, molecular function: cell adhesion molecule binding. Gene Ontology annotation, biological process: cell-cell adhesion. The transcript is spliced from 6 exons. The record is from RefSeq and is a predicted model, not a curated record. Gene Ontology annotation, cellular component: cell-cell junction. Lineage: Eukaryota; Metazoa; Nematoda; Chromadorea; Rhabditida; Strongyloididae.
AUGCUGCAAAGGCGGCUUGCCUCAUUUCUUCUGGUAGCUUACAUUGUAAUAUGUGUAAUAUCUAUUUUAACACUAGCCAAUCGUCAUCAAACUACUCGUAAUAAGCAUCAUGCUACAGAUCAAGAAAUUCAUAUAAGUGUUUAUCCUACUGAAAUAGUUUCACGUGAUGGAAAAGAAGCUUCAUUUGAAUGUCGUGCCCGAACUUUUGAUAAUGCAUAUUAUCCAGAAGUUAAAUGGACUCGUGUUGGAGGUCCACUUCCAUCAUCUGCUUGGGAAAGUAGUGGAAGAUUAACAAUUAAUCCACUUUCUGUUGAAGAUUCUGGAAGAUAUGUUUGUGUUGCAACACAUGAAGGAAAAAGAGUAGAAGCAUAUGUUAAUCUUCAUGUUCAACAUUAUGGACCACAAGCAUUACAAACAGAAUAUAAUACACCAUAUCCACAAAGAGGAACAUGUAUGAGUAAUGAAAUUAAAUGUGGAAAUAAUGAUUGUGUUAAAAAUGAUUAUGUAUGUGAUGGUGAACCAGAUUGUGGUGAUCGUGCUGAUGAAGCUAAUUGCCCAGCUACUAAAGUAUGUGAACCAAAUGAAUUUAAAUGUGGUAAUGAUAGAUGUGUCCAAAAAAUGUGGUUAUGUGAUGGUGAUGAUGAUUGUGGUGAUGGAACAGAUGAAUUAAAUUGUAAAAAGAAAAAUCCAGGAGAACUUUGUGAACCAACAGAAUUCAAAUGUGCUGAUAAUCGUCAAUGUGUUCCACAAAGUUUCCAAUGUGAUGGUACAAAUGAUUGUCAAGAUGGAUCUGAUGAAGUUGGUUGUGUACAACCAACAGUUGUUCAACCACCAGAAACAAAUAAACAAGUACCACAAGGUAGUACAUUCUCAUUAAGUUGUCGUGCUGUUGCUGUUCCAGAACCAUAUAUUAAUUGGCGUUUAAAUUGGGGUCCAGUAUGUGAACCACCAAGAUGUUUACAACAUUCUGAAGGAGGUGUAGGAACAUUAACAAUUCAUAAUGCUCAACCAUUAGAUCAAGGUGCAUAUACUUGUGAAGCUAUUAAUGUUAAAGGACGUGUUCUUGCAACACCAGAUUGUAUUGUUCGUAUUGUUAAUAUUCCAGCUCCACAACCACCACCAUCACUUCCAAGACAUCAAUGUGAUCCAAUUGGAUCAGCUACAACAUUUGCUGAUCCACAUACUGGUGUAUGUCAAUGCAAACCACUUGUUACUGGACCAUCAUGUAAUCAAUGUAAACCAGGAUCAUAUCAUUUGACUGAAAAAUCAUCUCAUGGUUGUCUUAAAUGUUUCUGUUUUGGUAUAACUGAUCAAUGUACUUCUUCACGUUUGUAUAGAACAAAGAAUUAUUCUGAAUGUGAAAAACUUUUAUUUGAUAGUGAUUCUGAAGGAGUUACUUUAACUGAUAAAAGUGGUAUUCAAACAUUUAAUGAACACAAUUUUGAUUUUGGAAAACAAGGAUAUCUUACACAUUAUGAAAAUGACCAAGGUCAUGAAAUUAAAUAUUGGAAAUUACCACAAAGAUUUUUAGGUGAUAAAGUUACUGCUUAUGGUGGAACAUUUAAAAGUCAUGUUCAAUAUACAGGACAUGGUCAUCCAAUAAAUGAACCAAUUCUUAUAUUAAAAGGAAAUAGAAUAACACUUGUACAUAAAUUAAAACCUGGUGUACAUAUUCUUCCUAAUGAACCAAAUGUUGUUGAAGUUGAAACAUAUGAAAACAAUUAUGAACAUGAAACUGGUCAACCAGCUUCUCGUGAAGAUCUUAUGAUGGUAUUAGCUGAUUUAGAUCAUGUUCUUAUUAGAGCAACUCAUGCUUAUGGUCAAGAUUCAACUAGUUUAGGUGAUGUUAAUUGGGAUAUUGCUGUUGAUAGAGAUACUCAAGGUGAAUUUGCUUUAGAAGUUGAACAAUGUAGAUGUCCACCAGGAUAUAUUGGUACAUCAUGUGAAGACUGUGCUCCAGGAUAUGAACGUUCUCAUCAAGGUCCAUAUCUUGGUACAUGUGUUCCAGCACAACCAAGACCACCAGUUUGUUCUUCUGGUGCAGUUUCACAACAUUCACAACAUACUGGAUAUUGUCAAUGUAAACCACAAACAACUGGACAAAGAUGUGAUCAAUGUUCUGCCAAUAGUUUCUAUUUAUCACCAGCAAAUCCACAAGGAUGUAUUCCAUGUUUCUGUUCUGGUGUUACAAAUCAAUGUUCAAGUAGUUCACUUAGACGUAAUACUGUAAAAAUUGAAUAUUUACAUGGUGAUAUGGAUGAUCUUCAAAUAACAUCACGUGAUUCUGUAACUCCACUUGUUCCUGGAUCAGCUGCUUUAAUUGAAAAUGGUGCUAUUACUUUCUCAAACUUUUAUGAAGCUCGUGGUCAAACAUUAUAUUGGAAACUUCCACAAAAAUUCCUUGGUGAUAAAGUAACAUCAUAUGGUGGAUCAUUAAGAUAUGCAUUUAAAUUUAAUUGUAGAGGUAGUCCAAAUACAGAUCCAGAUGUAAUUAUUAAAGGAAAUGGUAUUACACUUCAUCAUUACUCCAGACAACAAUUUCAUCCAAAUAGAGAAAAUAUUAUUGAUGUUAAAAUCUUUGAAGAUCGUUGGUCAAGAGUUGAUGAUCAAGUUGCUACAAGAGAACAUUUAUUAAUGGCUUUAGCUGAAUUAGAUGAAAUUCUUAUUAAAAUGACAUAUCUUACUGAAUGUACUGAUUCAUCAUUAAUAUCUGUUUCACUUGAUACUGCUGAUAAUUAUGGACCUGGUUUAACAGCUUUAGAAGUUGAACAAUGUGUUUGUCCACCAGGUUAUAUUGGUACAUCAUGUGAAAAAUGUGCUCCUGGUUAUACUAGAUCAGGUGGUGGUCUUUAUUUAGGAAUUUGUGAAAGAUGUGAAUGUAAUGGACAUGCUACUGAAUGUGAUAAAGAACAUGGAAUUUGUCUUAAUUGUCAACAUAACACUGAAGGUGAUAAUUGUGAAAGAUGUAAACCAGGAUUUGUUGGUGAUGCAAGAAGAGGAACUCCAUUAGAUUGUCAACCAGAACAACAAAAACCACCAUGUGAAUGUCAUAAUCAUUCACCAAGAGGAUGUGAUUCAUAUGGUAGAUGUUUAUUCUGUGAACAUAAUACUGAAGGUUUCCAUUGUGAAACAUGUAAAAAAGGAUUUUAUGGAAAUGCAACAAAUGGUACUCCAUAUGAUUGUAAUUUAUGUCCAUGUCCAGGAGCAUCUGAUUGUUAUGUUGGUCCUAAUGGUCAAGUACAAUGUAGAAAUUGUCCUGCAGGUUAUUAUGGUCCACUUUGUAAUGAAUGCGCCCCAGGAUAUACAAGAAGUCAAAAGAGUGGUGGCCGUGAUUGUGAACCAAUUGGAAGAAUUCAUGAAGAUCGUAUUGAAUUUGUUCCAUCUCAUGAAGGUUUACGUGUUGAAAUUGAAGAACCAAAAUUUUUACAACUUACCCAAGGCCAACGUGUUAAAUGGAAUUGUCGUGUAAUAGAACCAGCUCCAAAAAAUGUAAUUGUUACAUGGUCAAAAGUAGGAUCAAUGCAUUUACCAUAUAGUGUUCAACAAAUUGGAAAUAAACUUAUUAUUGAAAAUGUUUCACCAGAAGAUGCUGGUCAAUAUAGAUGUACUGGACAAUCUGGUAGUAUGAUUGCUACAGAUGAAGCUAAUUUAAUUGUUAUAAAAGGUGAACCACCUAGACCAAUUGUAUCACCACCAGAACAAACUGUUAAUGAGGGUGAAUCAGCAACAUUUACAUGUACUGUUCCUGGAUUAGCAAAUUGUGAAGUUAGAUGGCAUAAAGAAGAUGUUGGUGGACCACUUCCACAUGGAGUUUAUCCACAUGGUGGUACACUUCGUAUUCCACAUGCUCAACAACAUCAUAUUGGUAAUUAUAUAUGUACUGCUGUAAAUCAAUAUGGUUUAGGACAAUCUAAUCCUGGAAAAUUAAAUGUUGUUAAACAUAAAGUACCACCACGUGUUGAACCACCAAUUCUUAAUGUUGAAGAAGGUGAACCAGCUAGAUUUAGAUGUUGGGUACCCGGAAAUUCAAAUGCUGUUCUUAAAUGGACACUUGCUGAUGGUUCAUCACUUCCACAAGGUGCUGAAGAAAAUAAUGGUUAUUUAAAUAUUUAUAAAACAAUUAAAGGUGUUCAUGAUACAAAUUAUUUAUGUGUUGCUACUGAUCCUAGAAAUCCAUAUGAAGCACCAGAACCAGCUCCACUUGCUCGUUUAAAUAUAAAUGAACCACAUGAACCAAUUAGACCAAUUGUUGAUCCUAUUGAACAAACAGUUCCUGAAGGUACAUCAGCUAAAUUCCGUUGUUGGGUUCCAAAUCAUCCAGAAAUAAAUGUACGUUGGGCUCAAAAAAGUGGAGCACCAAUACCUCAAUCAGCAAUUGAUAGUAGAGGAGAAUUAAUUUGGAGACAAGCAUAUUCAACUGAUGCUGGAGAUUAUAUAUGUACUGCAUUUGAUCCUGUAUCACGACAAAACAUUCCUUCUGAUCCAGCAAUAUUAAAUGUUGUUGCAAAAGCUAUUCCACAAGAAGCUCCAAGAAUGGGAGAUCCAGAAAUUGAUCCAGUUGAACAAGUAGUUAAAUUAGGUGAUCCUUCAAGAGUUAAAUGUCAUGUUCCUGGUACACCAAAUGCUCAUUUAAGAUGGCAAACAGCUGAUGGACAACCACUUCCACAAGGUGUAUAUGAUGAUGGAAGAGGAUUACUUUAUAUAUAUAAAAUAGAAAAACAUCAUGAAAAUCAAUAUGUUUGUCUUGCACAAGAUCCAAAUACAGGAGAACGUAAAGAAUCUGUACCAGCAAAAAUAAAAGUUGAUGAACCUGUUGAAGGAAAACCACCUGUACCAACAGCUUCUCCACCAUUAUUAGCAGUAGGACCUGGUGAACCAGCAUCAUUUGAAUGUGAAGCUGAAUCAGAUACACCAGUUAGAUUCCAUUGGGGAUAUCUUCAUGAGAAUGGUCAUCUUCCUGAAGGUGUUCAUGCUGAAGGUGAAAAAUUAAAUAUUAAAAAUGCAGGAGAACAUAAUGUUGGUGAUUAUAUUUGUACAGCUACAAAUGAAUUUGGUAAAGGAGUUGCACCACCUGUUAAACUUGAAAUAACUGAAGAAUUAACUCCACCAACAGCUAGAGUUGAACCAAGAGUAUGGAAUGGUAAACCUGGUGAUAUGCAUAAAUUUAGAUGUAUUGUAACAGGAAUACCAGCACCAACAAUUGAAUGGACUGGACCAAAUGGUGGUGAAUUACCAGAAGGUAUUGAAGUUCAAGAAAAUGGAGCAUAUUUAGUAUUUGAAAAUGGAAAAACUGAACAUAAUGGUGAAUAUACUUGUACUGCUAAAAAUGAAGUUGGUGAAGCAUCAGAUACUGGUAUUGUUAAUAUUGGUUCACCAUUAAUUGUUCGUACAAAUCCACCAGGACCAAGAAUUGUUUUAACUGUUGGAGAACCAUUAGAAAUUAAAUGUGAAGCAUUUGGUGAACCAGAACCAGAAGUAGAAUGGCUUCAUGAUCCAGGUCCAGAACGUGGUGAUUUACCAGAUGAUUAUAUUCCAGUUACAAUUUCUGAACAAUUUAUAAAACAUCCUGGUGUUGGUUUAGGUAAUUCAGGAAGAUAUACAUGUAAAGGUAGUAAUCAAAUAGCAACUGCAUCAAAAGAUAUUUAUAUUGAAGUUGUUGAACCAUCACAAGUAGCAACUGUUGCUAUUCUUGGUGGAUCUACACAAUAUCUUGCACAUGGACAACAAGCACGUAUUGUUUGUACAUCAACUGGUAGUAAUCUUGUUGAUAAAAUAAAAUGGAUAAAUGUUCAUACAGGUGAAGAAGUUGAAAGUAAUGGUGAUGAAGGUGUUCUAUUUAUUGAUGCUUUUGAUAAUCAUCUUGCUGGUGAAUAUAAAUGUAAUGGGUAUAGAAAUGAUAAAGAAAUUGCUAGUGCAACAGUUACUCUUAAACCAGAUACAGAAAGAAAUAUUGAUGUUAUACAAGUAGAAAUUGCACCACCAAAUGUUCGUGUUGUAAGACAAGGUGAAUCUGUUGUUCUUGAAUGUGUUAUGCAUGGAGAUAAUGAUGGAAAAAUGAAAUAUAAAUGGUCACAAUUAAGACGUGGAAAUUUAGUUCCAAAUAUUAAACAUACAAGUCAAUUAAUUAUUAAAUCUGCUGAUAAUUCUCAAGAUCAUGGUGUUUAUAGAUGUGAAGUUCUUGAUGAAGAUGGUGAACUUGUUGGAUCAGCAUAUACAGCAGUAAGUGUUGGUCAUACAUCAGAUGAACAAGCUUCUAUUUAUCCACUUGAAGAAGAAAGUGAUGGUGAAGUUGAGUGUCCAAUAUUUAUUGUUCCUGGAUCUCAUGUUGAAUGGAGUAAACAAGAUGAAAGUGAAUUACCAGAUAAUGCUCAUGUACAAGGAACAAAAUUAAAGUUUACAAACUUUGAAGAAGAAAAUUCAGGAAUUUAUAUUUGUAAAGUAACAAUGGAAAAUAAUAAUGAAGUUGAAGGUUAUGCUAAAGUACAAAUUUAUGUUCCUGAUACUGUUAUACAGGUAAGAAUUGAACAAUCAACAGAUAAUCCAAUACUUGGUGAAAGAAUAUGGUUUGAUUGUAUUGUAACUGGUGAUAAUACAGCAACAUUUGAAUGGUCUAAAGAAGAAGCAGAUCAUUUACCAGAAAAUGCUCAUGUUGAAAAAGGAAGACUUGUAUUUAAUGAGCUUACCAAAGAAGAUUCAGGAACAUAUUGGUGUCAAGCAUUAACAAAAGAUGGAAUGUUACGUUCAAAAGCUGUUUUAAAUAUUGGAGAAGUUCCUGGAAAACGCAAGCGAAAACAUCUUAUCCCUAAAAUAAAAACUAAGAGAAAUUAUUCUCAUAACCUUCGUCCAGUCGCUAAAAUGAUGAAGCAUGAUGAUAAAAUUAACAAAAAAUAUUUGAAACAUAAAGAUCAUUCUAACAAAUUGCAUGCUACAUUUUCAGAAACACACAAAAAAUCAAAUGACAUUGAAGUUUCACAUAAAGAAAAAAAACAAAAUCACUUAAAAAGUAAGCAUUAUUAUUUGAAUUCAGCAAAGCACGGUGAGGAAAGUAUUUCCCAUAAAGAGAAUAAUAAUCAUUACAGAGGAAAUAGAAAUAUAAAGAGACAUCAUAACAAAGAAAUCUUUGGGGGAUGGUUUGAAUCAAGUUAA